Molecule: messenger RNA, 2856 nt
Organism: Cygnus atratus (black swan)
Lineage: Eukaryota; Metazoa; Chordata; Aves; Anseriformes; Anatidae
Gene: SNX33
Product: sorting nexin 33
Exons: 2
Coding region: 607-2295 (562 amino acids)
Biological process (GO): mitotic cell cycle; cleavage furrow formation; intracellular protein transport
Cellular component (GO): plasma membrane; cytoplasmic vesicle
Molecular function (GO): phosphatidylinositol binding; protein binding
Source: RefSeq, a predicted model, not a curated record
GGGGCCAGCCCGGCACCGGCACCGGGGAGCGGCACCGGCACCGGGACCCGCACCGGGACCCGCACCCGCACCGGGACCCGCCGCCCGCUCCGUCCCGCUGCAGGUUUGCGGGAACGGAGAGACGAGGGUGGGGGGGGAGGCUGGGAAAGGGGGGGCAAGCAAAAAAAAAAAAAAAAGGCAAGGAAAAAAACCCAAACUGAGCAAAACAAGGCGAAACAACCCAAAAAAAGGCCGCUGCCGGCUGGCGGAAAGCCCCCCCGGGCUGCCUGCGGCAGGGGAGGCAGCUGGGGGGGUGGGGGGGAGAAGAGGGGCUGAGCGGUGCCGAGUGGUCCUGAGCCGUGCCGAGUGGUCCUGCGCCGUGCCGAGUGGUGCUGAGCCGUGCCUGGCCGUGCCGAGCCCCCCCGGUGGAUGCUAAGCCCGGCGGCCGCCCCCCCGGGGGAUGGUGCCCAGCAGCGGGGCGCCGUGCCGCCAGCGGGGCGUCGAGCCCUGAAGCGGCUCCCGCUCGCUUUUCGCCACCUUUCCCCCCAAAACCGGCCUCGGCUCUUCGGCCGCGGGGACUCCGCUUGAGGCCGUCCUCCACCUUCCCCCCCUCUGCCGGCCCCGGCCAUGGCGCUGAGAGCCCGAGCGCUCUACAACUUCCAGAGCGAGAACAGGGAGGAGAUCAGCAUCCAGGAGAACGAGGAGCUCGUCAUCUUCAGCGAGGACUCGCUGGACGGCUGGCUGCAGGGCACCAACAGCCGUGGCGAGACCGGCCUCUUCCCGGCCUCCUACGUGGAAAUCCUCCGCUCCCGAGCGGGCUCCGGCUACACCGAGAGCCCCGGCAGCCCCGCCGGCUCCCCUGGGCACGGCUCGGCCUUCUACGCCUCGCCGCCGGGCGUCUCCUACCAGGGCAGCUUUGAGGACGAUGAUGACGACGACUGGGACGACUGGGACGAUGCCUGCACGGUGGUGGAGGAGCCCCGCGGCCCGCCGGGUGCCAAUGGGCACCCCUCGCCUGGCCUGCAGCCCCCGGCGCCGCCUUAUGGCCACCAGCCCGCCGGCUACCGGGCCAAGCCGGCGCUGGAGAGGCAGGACAGCUUGAGCUCCUCCAAGAGGGGCAGCGUGGUGGGGAGGAACCUCAACCGCUUCUCCUGCUUUGUCCGCUCGGGGGUGGAAGCCUUCAUCCUGGGCGACGUGCCCCUCAUGUCCAAGAUCGCCGAGGUGUACAGCAUCGAGAUGGGGUCGCGGGGCCCCCAGUGGAGGGCCAACCCCCACCCCUUCAUCUGCUCUGUGGAGGACCCCACCAAGCAGACCAAGUUCAAGGGCAUCAAGAGCUACAUCUCCUACAAGCUGACCCCCAGCAACAUCAACUCGCCCGUCUACCGGCGCUACAAGCACUUCGACUGGCUCUACAACCGCCUGCUGCACAAGUUCACCGUCAUCUCGGUGCCCCACCUGCCCGAGAAGCAGGCCACCGGGCGCUUCGAGGAGGACUUCAUCGAGAAGCGCAAGCGGCGCCUGAUCCUCUGGAUGGACCAUAUGACCAGCCACCCCGUCCUCUCGCAGUACGAGGGCUUCCAGCACUUCCUCUGCUGCCGCGACGAGAAGCAGUGGAAGCUGGGCAAGCGGCGGGCGGAGAAGGACGAGAUGGUGGGCGCCAGCUUCCUCCUCACCAUCCAGAUCCCCACGGAGCACCAGGACCUGCAGGACGUGGAGGACCGCGUGGACGCCUUCAAGGCCUUCAGCAAGAAGAUGGACGACAGCGUCCUGCAGCUCACCAACGUGGCCUCGGAGCUGGUGCGCAAGCACGUGGGGGGCUUCAGGAAGGAGUUCCAGAAGUUGGGCAAUGCAUUCCAAGCCAUCAGCCACUCCUUCCACAUGGACCCCCCCUACAGCUCCGAUGCCCUCAACAACGCCAUCUCCCACACGGGCAAGACGUACGAGACCGUGGGGGAGAUGUUCGCCGAGCAGCCCAAGAACGACCUGUUCCUCAUGCUGGACACUCUCUCUUUGUACCAGGGGCUCCUCUCCAACUUCCCGGACAUCAUCCACCUCCAGAAAGGCGCCUUUGCGAAGGUGAAGGAGAGCCAGCGGAUGAGCGAUGAGGGCCGGAUGGACCAGGAGGAGGCGGACGGGAUCCGCAAGCGCUGCCGCGUGGUGGGCUUCGCCCUGCAGGCCGAGAUGAACCACUUCCACGAGCGGCGCGUGGCCGACUUCAAGAGGAUGAUGCAGUCCUACCUGAAGCAGCAGAUCAUCUUCUACCAGCGCGUCAGCCAGCAGCUGGAGAAGACGUUGCGCAUGUAUGACAACCUCUAACGCACCCCCGACGUGCCUGCUUGCUGCCCCUCCGAAACCACGCAGUUUUCUCUCCGCGGCCUUGCAGAGCUUCUCUGUUUAGGGGGGCUGAGGACGAGUGGGAACUCAUGACGCUAGUGACCAAAUACUUUUGGGGUUUCCCCCAGGCGGGCUGCGGUGCCGUGCCACCGUGCAGCAGGUCCAGGGGGGAUGCGGGUGUUUCCCAUGAGACACACGGACAGCAACUUGGUGGUGCUGGUAGCUCUGCCCAGCCGUUUUUAGCUUUUCCAAAAAAAAACACCCGUCCUCCUGGAGCAGAGAGGUGGGCGCAUCCCAGCUCGCUGGGAGGAGAAAUCAAAGCGGUUGACAUUUUGCACACUGAGAGUUUUUCUGAGGGGAAAGGUCUUUAUUUGGAAGAGAAAUUUUUGUUUUGUUUUGUUUUGGGGUCAUGAGAUAUUUUCAAUAUUUUCCAUUUUUCGCAACCGUUUCUGCAGCAUUUUUACCGAUUUUUAAAUAGACACAGAAGCGAACGGAAAUCUCUUUUCUCAAGCACUGCUGUUGACUCGAAAAAGGGAUAUAUAU